AUGGCCAGGAAGUCUAAAUCGCAUAAGCGACAAAGAAGCAAGGUCGCGAGGCGGAAGCCUGAGACCGCAGAGAGCCGUCAAAAAGCCUUGGCAAGUCUGAUAGAUGAGGUCAAAGGCAGUCGAGUUGUGGGCGAAAACGGCGUAAAUUCGGAUAACAAAGUCCAUGAUCCGGAGAUAAAUCUUGCCAAUGAGUAUGCCGAAGUGUUUUCCAAAUUUCAGGCACCACCUUCUCCUUCAAGCGAAGAAAGAACCACUGUAGUGCGAUCAACAACCAUAUUGGAAGAAAAUGGAGAUCCUGACGCAUCUGAUGCUAUUCCGCCACCAGAGGGCAUCUUAUCAAGCAGGAAAUUGCGCAAACUGAAGAAGCCGGCGCUGUCGGCGCUUAAGGCCUCUGUACCGCACCCAGAAGUCAUCGAAUGGUACGAUCGCGACGCACCAGAUCCUUUCUUGCUAGCAACUAUCAAAUCUCAAAAAAACAUUGUUUCUGUACCGAGCCAUUGGCAAUUGAAGCGAGAGUAUUUGUCGGGCCGGUCCCUGAUGACAAAGAGACCCUUUGAGUUGCCGGAUAUUAUCAAAGACACCAAAAUUGAGGAAAUGAGGCAGACUUUACCAGCCAAAGAGGGGCAGUUGGAUGCUUCACUCAAAGAAGUUUCACGCGCUAGAAUACAACCCAAAAUGGGUACACUCGAUCUAGACUACAAGAGGCUUUACAACACUUUUUUUAAACUAGGGUCCAAGUGGAAACCUGACUUACUUCUGGGCUAUGGCGACUUGUAUUACGAGAACAGAAACCUUUGUGAAGAGGCAGCUUGGAAGAAACGUGAACGGAAGGUUGUACCGGGCAAAAUCAGCAAAAAACUCAGAGCGGCCAUGCGUCUUCCAGAGGGCAAGCUUCCACCUUGGUGCGUGAAAUUUAAAGAACUCGGAAUGCCCCCUGCUUACCCAACUUACCUGGUAGCAGGUAUAAAUUGGGAAAUAGAAAAUCUCACGAAUGACAUAUAUGGGACCCUUUCCGUAAAUCGGGGCUCUAAAAACGAGGAGACCUUGUUCGGCCAGAUAUUUGAUUUCGAAACCGAAGAUGAUGUAGAAGAGGACCUUCGCGAAAGACAAGAGAAUAAUGAAGAGCAGCCAAAACUCGAGGAACAUGUCAAUAGUUAUCCCAUCAGAAGCGUGGAGGUUAAGAGCGAAUCAACGACAGCGCCCGUGGCAGCAUUUUUGGAAAAUAUUCCCGAAGAAAAACCCAGUGAUCAAAACAAGCCACUCUACACUGUUAUAAAGGAAAAAACUGAUGGGACUAGUAGUCAACUUACCGGGAGUGGUCGUACUUAUGAAAUAGCGCAGCGUGGAUCCAAGCAAAAGGAUAAGGACUCUGUUGAUGACUAUGAAACAGGAAACCCCGAUACUAGUGACCGAGAAGAUACAGAUUUUAAGUAUUGA
Molecule: messenger RNA, 1437 nt
Organism: Lachancea mirantina
Lineage: Eukaryota; Fungi; Ascomycota; Saccharomycetes; Saccharomycetales; Saccharomycetaceae
Source: the annotation of a GenBank genome assembly